Molecule: messenger RNA, 3595 nt
Organism: Procambarus clarkii (red swamp crayfish)
Lineage: Eukaryota; Metazoa; Arthropoda; Malacostraca; Decapoda; Cambaridae
Gene: Pmi
Product: Transmembrane protein Pmi
Biological process (GO): inner mitochondrial membrane organization
Cellular component (GO): mitochondrial inner membrane
Source: RefSeq, a predicted model, not a curated record
AAGGUGCGGUACGAGACGCUGCCGCCUAGAACAGCUGAUCCGCCACAACAAUGUCAGACGACGAGGACAGGUAAUUUGCAUUGAGCCGUGGGUAGCAUUACAUGGUAGCCGUGCAGGCCAGAGGUCCUGGUAGCCCUGAUAGCCAUGCAGGCCACAGGUCCUGGUAACACUGGUAGCCUCUCCGUAACCAGCGCCUCGGUUCCCCGGGCCAUAUAACUCGCAUGCUGCUCUAAAGCUUCCACCACACGCCACCCUAAGGUACUAAUGCCAAGGGCGUAUGUGAGAGUGUUAUUUGCAAGCACACAGAACGAAGAAACAGGAAGCGAAAACCUAUCUGUUCCUGGUGCAACGAGAGCGAAGUCGCACUGUGUACCAUGGACUAUUUCGUUGAUUAUUACUCGCUUCCGAAGUGACGCACGGGUGACAAGGCCCUGAUGAUGUCACAGCGCACCGUGUCCACGUCCCCACAACCAACGAAUGCAGGAAAGCAUAAAGAAGAAAUAUUAUGGAUGGGACAGAAAGAUGAAAGAAAUUUGCAGAUCAAGUAAAUGAACCAGCAAAUUAUAUAAAAUUGGAUACCUACUCUUCAUUCCUCACACCCAAAAUGUCUGCUGUACCAAAGGUGGAACCUGCAGAAGACUUGCUAGUAUCUACCUUCACCCUAGGAGAUGAUUACUGCACCCUGGCUGCUGCACCUACACAGGUGAUAAAGUGGAACCUUCAGAAAACCUGAUCUCUUCAGCAGACUAUUAUACAGAAGAUGAAGAUAACACAGGAGUCUUGUUCUCAGCUGGCCAUCAUCCGUGAAGUGUAUGACAGUGACUCUGCCCAUGAAACUUUUGAGUUGGAGUUGGAAAGAGCAUUGGAAAAAGGUGUGACAACUAUUGUUAUAGAGCCAACAACAUUAGGAGAUGAGACUGCCAGAUGGAUUGCUGUUGGAAAUUGCCUUCACAAAACGGCAGUAUUAGCUGGAUUUGGUGCCAUAGCAUCAGGUCUGAUAUGGCGAGACACAGCUUAUGUUUGUGUCCCACUUGGCACUUUAUCGUUAUUCUGCACUGGAGUUUAUACCGCAUCAUGGCAGUUUGAUCCCUGUUGCAAAUAUCAGGUAGAAUAUGACUCUGGUCGUUUGUCCCGCUUACCUCUUCAGUCAUUGUCUUCUGCGUCACCAGUUGUAUUGGUGCGAAGGGAUGAUUCUAGGAGAAAAAUCCUACACAAUUGUGUAUCUUUAGUUUCAUUUUCAUAUUGCAUGUGGAGACUUUAUCAGAUGUACAAGUAGGGCUAUAGGGAGAAUUAUUAUACAUGUAGUACCAUUAAGACUAUGCAUGAGUAUAUUUGUAAUAUUAUUUAGGUAAUGUAUGAGUUGUACAUGUAAUAUCAUUAUUAAAUAAGGAAUGUACACAGAGUAGGACUGGAUGUAUUGUACAGAAAGGAUCAGAUGAAUUUCAUUUAAUAUUUACCCCUGCAAAUUACAGUAUGUAUUGUAUGUACAUUGUAUAUUUACAGGAAUUUGUCAAUUUGAGCCAAGUGCUUAAUUGCUGCGACAUCUGUAUUAUAAUAUUUUAUAGUACAGUAUAGAUUUAUUUAAUUUUUUAUUAACUUAAUAGACAAUUCUUUAGUCAAAGCUUGUUAUUUUUUUCAUAAAGUUUUGAAUGAUCCUCAGCUUGAGGUAUCUAGUCUAGAAGACUAGAUACAGUUCUUGACCUGGGGGAAAUAAUUGCAACACCUCGGAGUAUGUCAAAAUGAAUUCAUUAAUUAGCCAUACAUGAAGAGGUAAGCUCAAGGCAUGCAACUGCACUGGGUCAUGUGGUAGCUUUUGUAAAUUAUGUUUUAUUACUAAUUUUCAUUUUGAGGUCUUAGGCCAUCUGAUGACUUGUACUCUUUGAAGGCUUUGGAGAAACUAUUUGAAAAGUUCAGAAAUCAUACAGCAUUCUAAAGAUUUUCAUUUCAUAUCAAUUGUCUUGCUGGCAACAGUUUCAAGAAAAUUAUAGGAUGCAGAGAAGUAAAUAAUUUCAUGGAAAAUUAAUUUGGUUUUACAGGUCAUGAAUAAAACCCAGUAAGAAAGAGUGCAAUGCAUUUUGUAGCACCAAAUGUUUGAUUCAUUAACCAAAUAUUGAUGGUGUAGUACAGAAGAAUACCAGUACAGUAUACUUCAUUUUGGCUUGAGUGUUCACAGCAGUUUUCUUUCUUCUUCAUUUAGAAAGAAGUACAAAGUGCAGAUUUUAGCAUGCAUUUUGUUAGGGCAUCAUUCCAUAUUUAUUUUCUUAAUCUAUCACAAAAUUCAUCUUUCAUUAUUUAUCUCAAUCAUUGUAUCGGCAAGUAUUUCAAGCUUGCAAUUCUCUUGUGCAAAAUGUCAGUGCUCAAAUUCCGGAAAGUGUAUGCUUAAUUAAACAAUAAGUAAAUAGUUAGAAACUUUAUUUUUCUAAUAUUAUUAUACAGUAUUUAUAUUUUUCACUAAAUGACAUGAAAACCUAUUGAAAUGUGAGUAAUCCCAUAUAGUGCCAAGGUAAUUUUUUUUUUUUUUUUUUUUGCAUGAAUAAGUUGGCUAGCAAAGGGUUACAGUAACAUUAUUUUGUUAGUCACCUUAGACUAUGCAACAACAUCUUGUGUAAAGAAAAGCAUUUAAUUAAAUAGCUCAAUGUAGCUACAUUGUAACUAGAGGAAGGUUGCUGCCACAAGGCCAAGGGCAACCACCAACCACCUUGAAUAAAAGUGCGCUAUCCACUCCAGGUUUCAGAGGAACAGCUUCCCAAAGAAAAGAAUGACAAGGGAAGAAAUGUACAUUAAAUAAAGCUCUUGGUACCCAUGGAUUCUUGGGUAGCAACUUCUUGUAUGGAAGAUGCUGCCAAUAAUAUUAUUCAAAGAAGCGACCUUCACAAUAAGGGGAAGCUACCUGCUGCAGUAUCCAAGGUAACUAUUUCCUGAUAAUGUAAUUUAUCUUUAUCAAACUUUGGGUAUAAUACUUCCUUAUGAGAGAGGAGCUAUAUGGUACAAUGGCUAGAGUAAGAAACUCCUGGAAAAGAUGUUCAUAGCUAUCUACCACAUGACCCAAGGCAAUAAUUCGUAGUGUGUUAUCUAACAAUGGUAUCAAAUUCGUGAUCAAAGAAAUUUAGAUUAUCAAAGAGUGAAGGUUAAAAACUUGAGAAGGAAGCUCAUUACCAUGAGACAUUUUAUUAAUAUAUAUGUAAAGAGACUGUGUAUGGUUAUCUUCAGCUCAGUCAGCAAGGUUUCAAAGCAUUUUGUGAGAAAUGAAUUGACCAAGUUAAAAGCAAGAGGGAGGAAGUUAAUUAGAAGACUCGGUUUUUGAGUCUUGCAAAGGAAGUUUACCCAGCACAAUUUUUUCUGCUUUUAAGAAUCAAAUUUUGGUUCUUAAAAACUAAUAAUUCAGGGUAGUUUAAUGCAAUGGACCAUUUUUUUUGUGUAUGAAAUACAUGAUUAGAGAAAUGCAAUCUCGCUCUUCAGUAGGAGAGGGAGUCAUUGUGGGGAUUGUACAGACAGUAUUUAAGUACAGUACUGUAAUGUAGUCUGUACAUAAAUUUAUAGUAACAUAAUAACAUGUCUUUAUUUUGUAACAAUGAAUUAAACCAAAUAUCACAAA